Messenger RNA from Patiria miniata (bat star), 2292 nucleotides. RefSeq names its product F-box/WD repeat-containing protein 7-like. The record is from RefSeq and is a predicted model, not a curated record. The coding region runs from base 122 to 1684 and encodes 520 amino acids. Gene Ontology annotation, molecular function: protein binding. Lineage: Eukaryota; Metazoa; Echinodermata; Asteroidea; Valvatida; Asterinidae. The transcript is spliced from 2 exons.
AGCUCUGCUGGGUGAAGUUUUCUAAUCUCUUCUUCUUUGACACCAGGGAUUUCUUGACGUCAGCUUGCGUGAAAGAGAAAACAAAAGAGGGCGUAGCUGAGGUGGGUUUCACCAAGAAACAAUGGAUACUUUGCAAUCCGAAGAGAAGUUGAUUGGUCUGCCAGAGGAACUGAAGGCGUAUAUUUUUGGCCAUCUGACAGCUACAGAUCUCUGUCAUGUGGCAUUGUGCAAUCGAAUUUUGAGAGAAUCGGCCAAUCAAGAUGCCUUGUGGCGUCUUCUGUGUCGAAAGAAUGGAUGGGAGCGUUAUGGCACAAAUCUUUGCAAAGAGCCUCCGUUUACACCUACCUUACAUGAUCAACUGACGGGCGGUGAAGGGGGUUCGCCUACGUUCCCGGUCGAUGCUGUUGUGACCGGUUCAGACUGGCCUGGACUGGUGGAUACAUGUAAAUGGAAGGAAGUCUACAUGAAAGCGAGGCACCUGGAAGAAAACUGGAGGAACCAGCGCUUCUACGCCACGACAUUCAAAUUUGGCCAAACUAGCGAUGAAACUGGCCUGUUUGCCGUUGAGACACUUGAUCAACCAAAAAUCUCAAAUCUAGACUGCGAGGGAGGAUGUCUUGCUGUAGGCGUUGACGACGGUACGCUGCAGAUCUGGGAUGUCUCAAUUGGGAAACGUCGACAUAACAUCCGAGUAAAUGUGAGUGAGGAGCCAGAUGCUCUGAAGAUGAAGGACGGCAUAAUAGCUGCAGGAUGCAUGGACGGUAAGAUUCGCACCUACUCCGCCCAGACUGGAGAGCAGCUGCAAGUCAUGUCGGGGCAUUAUCUAGCCGUCUCUCGUCUCUUCUUUGAUGGAGACACUAUCGUUAGUGUUGCCAGAAGACUUCUUGACAGAUCUAAAAAUUAUGCAGAUAGUGGCAUACGGGUCUGUAAGGCUGAAGACGCCUCGACUCGUUUUGUCCUUCAGUAUGGCUGCUCUAAAACAAGUCUUAUUCACUUAGAUUAUCGCACGAAGGUGAUAGCUGGUGCAUACAGCGACAAUACAAUUCAAAUUUGGGAUGCAGAAAAUGGUUCUGACAUACAGCAUAUCAUUUGUGACAUGAAGAAACUAGUUUCUUGUUAUCUAGGAGAUGGCAUCGUCAUCGGCGCAUCCAAAGAUUUCGCCGUGAAGAUCUGGAAACUGGAAUCUUGGGAAUGUCUCAGGACAUUUCGGGUACCUCUCCAUCCAGAGUCCAAUAACUUCGAGCUGAUUGGAGCCGCUCCUUACGCGUUCAAUGGCGAGCUGCUCGUCGCGAUUUCCCGCGCCCAUUUGACAUUCAUGGACCUCGAGGGGAAACUGAUUGGAAGUAUCUUCAACACUCAUGAAAAUCACACAGGAACUUUCUUUACUCAAGACAACAGCAAGUUUACUACAGCACAUUGUUUUCAUGGCAACAAGCUGAUCACAGGGAGUAGCAAUACUUACAGCGGAAAAUACGAUCUGUGGAUUGUUAACCCAGCGAUGGGCGUGUACGGUUCGGGAGAAGUUGUGUCCAAGAUGGACUUAGGAGGAGAGGCUUUCGCGGAAUUCACUGGGGCCUUCUCACCUGCUUGGAUGAAUGACACCAAGGUGGUGUUCGAGGGAAUCGACAAGGAGUCCGGGUUUGGACCCCAAAGGCCUACGAUCGUCAUUCGUCAUUAUUGGUGAAACAUAAAGCAAAAACUCAGGGUGGUGAUGGCGUAGGUGUCUAUGAAGUUGGAGCUUGCGGUGAAGUUAAAUGGGACGUUGAUGGUAUCAUGACAAAGUCUGUCUAAGUGAUAAGGGUUAUGAUAACAUGUAGCACACACUACUAUUAUAGAUUCCGAAAUAAUGAACACUUUAUUUACAACCAUUCGAAAAUACCUUGUCAAAAUAUUAUGCAUUGAUAUCUCUUUGAUUGCAAGCAAAUAAUACAAUCAAGUAUCCUGUGAAGUCAUGGGCCUUUGAGGGGAAUUACACUACUGAAUUACAUUAAUAACCAUAAAUGAUGACGACCAAACCAUCGCGAGAAAAACAUGGCCUUAUCAACUAUACUGAUCUCAUCAAGAGCGGCGCCCUCCAACCAUGGCCGAAUCAGUUUAGUGAAGAGCGGAUACAAAUCCAGUAUUUACAUCCGGCUCACUUAACCAAACCUCAACUUCUCAAUCAUUGGACAUUUUAGGAAUGUUUUAUAAUUUCUGAAAAAAAUAGGAGGUGGGACAAGUAUUUUUACAGGACAAUUUGAACCGACAAUAAAGCAUUUCAUUAUUGAAUCACCAAGUCAAGUUGUAUUUAUA